AUGAUCCACGCGCGGAAUUGCACACGAAAUUCUUCGAAAAGCUUCGGACUCUCCGUGGUACGAUAUUGCAAAUUUUUUAAAGAAAGAUACGAUUUCGACAUUGACUUUGACUUGGACUUCAAUUUCGACUUACAAUUAGACUUGGACUUGGACUUGGACUUCAAUUUCGACUUACAAUUAGACUUGGACUUGGACUUGGACUUCAAUUUCGACUUACAAUUAGACUUGGACUUCGACUUGGACUUCAAUUUCGACUUGGACUUAGUCUUAGACUUCAAUUUCGACUUGGACUUGGACUUAGACUUCAAUUUCGACUUGGACUUAGUCUUAGACUUCAAUUUCGACUUGGACUUGGACUUGGACUUCAAUUUCGACUUACAAUUAGACUUGGACUUCGACUUGGACUUCAAUUUCGACUUGGACUUAGUCUUAGACUUCAAUUUCGACUUGGACUUGGACAUGGACUUCAAUUUCUACUUGGACAUAGACUUGGACUUCAAUUUCGACUUGGACUUAGUCUUAGACUUCAAUUUCGACUUGAACUUGGACUUGGACUUCAAUUUCUACUUGGACUUAGACUUGGACUUCAAUUUCUACUUGGACUUAGACUUGGACUUCAAUUUCAAUUUGGACUUAGUCUUAGACUUCAAUUUCGACUUGGACUUGGACUUCAAUUUCUACUUGGACUUGGACUUGGACUUCAAUUUCGACUUGGACUUAGUCUUAGACUUCAAUUUCGACUUGGACUUGGACUUGGACUUCAAUUUCUACUUGGACUUAGACUUGGACUUCAAUUUCGACUUACAAUUAGACUUGGACUUCGACUUGGACUUGGUUUUAGACUUCAAUUUCGACUUGGACUUGGACUUCAAUUUCGACUUCUACUUAGACUUAGACUUGAACUUGGACUUCAAUUUCGACUUGGACUUGGACUUCGAUUUUAACUUGGACUUGGACUUCGAUUUCAAUUUUGAUUUCAAUUUCGAUUUUGAUUUCGAUUUUGAUUUCGAUUUUGAUUUCAAUUUUGAUUUCAAUUUUGAUUUCAAUUUUGAUUUCAAUUUCGAUGUUGAUUUUGAUUUUGAUUUUGGCAAAGAUGCGGUACUCUUCAUUGUGAAGCUUGUUUAA
Messenger RNA from Eufriesea mexicana, 1125 nucleotides. RefSeq lists its product as uncharacterized. The record is from RefSeq and is a predicted model, not a curated record. Bases 1 to 1125 code for a protein of 374 amino acids. The transcript has a single exon. NCBI's taxonomy places the organism in Eukaryota, Metazoa, Arthropoda, Insecta, Hymenoptera, Apidae.